AUGAUUUUACGAAGUGUUGGCUAUAAGAAUAUGCAGAUACAGCAGAAUGAAGAAGUGGAUGUUGAAUUCUUGUUCACGAACUUCCUCGUUAAUGAAUUUAGCAAAGCAAACUGUGUUAUAAAGGAUACACUGUUAUGGCGCAUAUGGUGUGCCACUUUUCUUGAACUUUUGCCUGAUAGGGUCAAUCCUUUAGAGGAUGAGAUCUUGACUGCGGAGACAUUGUUUAUGGAGGCUAUUAAGUAUAGCAAAUGUCUUAUUUCAGAUUUAACUAGACUAAUAAAUGGAGGUAAUACCAAUAUGGAAUCUACACUUUCGCCUACGGAGUUGCAUAUUCUUUGUGGUGGAACCUCCGGGGAAUUUGCGGCAAUUUGUCUAUUUGUAGCAUUAAAAUCUUCGCUUGGUCUCCAUUUUUCGAGCGAGCCGACUACGAAGUCUGGUGUAGAGUUUUCCGCUGAGGUUAUGUCAAAACUAUUUAAAGAGCUUAUUCGAUUCUAUACUUUUAUUUAUCCUACUUCUCGUCACUACCACUUGCUGGAUGUAUGUCAGUCUUUGUGGCAGAGUUCGCGGAAAACACGUCAAAGAUUAACUUUUACUCAGGUUUUUACACCACAACGGCAAAAAAGAUCUCCCUUGGUGCGUCAAGAAGAUGUUUUUGUAAAUCCAACUCGGACAACAGCGGUGUUUUCUAGUGAGGAAAUCGAAGUUCAAUCGAAAUCUUUUUCUAGCUGCGUUUUAGGUGGACUUCGGUCCGAGGAAAUGGUAAAAAAAUUGAUAAAAUGUAUCCAGCUUCAACGGAGAAAUAUGCCCAUACUUAGCGGCAUUUUGGGGGGCACUCAGGUAAACUUUUGUGAAGAGUCGGUUGUUUCCUCAGCUCGGAAAACGAUGCCCAACUCUGUUUGGGAAGAAAAUAUUUCUACGUCUUGGUGUACAAUUGAGUUACCCGAAGAGUCUGGGGGGGAUCGCAGUCUUUUAGAGAAAUUUCUGCGGAAUGCGACUGAUUGUUUGGCCAAAGAAAAAAUUGAUAAUGCCAUGUCUUCGUUGAACAGUACAAACCAAAGUUUAAGUUGCUUUCCGCCCUUUUGA
This is a messenger RNA of Trypanosoma conorhini, 1083 nucleotides long. RefSeq lists its product as uncharacterized. Lineage: Eukaryota; Euglenozoa; Kinetoplastea; Trypanosomatida; Trypanosomatidae. The transcript has a single exon. Bases 1 to 1083 code for a protein of 360 amino acids. The record is from RefSeq and is a predicted model, not a curated record.